Messenger RNA from Didymodactylos carnosus, 568 nucleotides. The record is from the annotation of a GenBank genome assembly. NCBI's taxonomy places the organism in Eukaryota, Metazoa, Rotifera, Eurotatoria, Philodinida, Philodinidae.
AUGUUACUGCCACCGCAAUCACCGCUGUCAAUCACAGAUGUUGCACGCGCAAAUGUCCCAGGCGCCGAAGUCGCAGCCACAGCUGUCGUAGUCGUAAAAUUUACAGAUUUAUUAGAACACGCAAAACGAGUAGUCGCUACAACACUCACUCAACCAACAGUUGCAACAACGACGGACACAACGGAAGAAAACAGCACAGCUGCUCUUCAAAAUUUUCGUCCAGAUGGUUAUUAUAAUCGAAAUAGUCCCCGUUAUGAUAGCAGAUGGCCACUACAACAAAAUCCUGUUAGUUAUCCGCAGCCUCCAGUUCAACGACAACCAGGCACGUCAUCCAGUCAUAGUUGUCAUGGUUAUGGACAUUAUUCAAUGGACAAUAUAUCAAUGUCCAGGUCGUUUAAACGAGUAAUGGUGUCGCAUGAUGGUAGCGCUACCACUAGCGCUGUGACAGUUAACAGUUACCGUUACCAUCGUUGUCCGUUACUAGAGGUAACGGUAACUGAUAUAAAAUUAAUAAGCAUCGUUCCUCGUUACUGGAGGGUAAAGGAUUUCUUACUGUAUAUCAAUUACC